CUACAUUUUCGUAGCCUUUUUCUCUUCUUUUAUUUUAUUUCCAGUUCUUUCCGCAGCAGUUUUCAGAUUGGAGAGUGUAGAUUCAGCUAAUGUUGUAGAACAGGAAAUUUUGUGAUCAAUGGGGAUGGAGAGAUCUAAAAUAGAGUGUAUGAAUUCGAAGAUCUAUGUAGAGGCUUUUGUGGGGUUUAUGCUGAUCUGGGCAGCUGGAAUUUCGGAUGCUCUUACUAAUCCCGGUGAUGUUGCAGCGAUUAAUAACUUAUACGUUGCACUGGGUUCCCCUCAACUUCCCGGGUGGGUUGCAACUGGGGGAGACCCAUGCGGUGAAAGUUGGCAAGGUGUUACUUGUAAUGCUUCAGAUAUAAUGAAGAUAGUUCUUAAUGGUGCUAAUUUAGGAGGAGAACUGGGCAAUAACUUGAAUGCCUUUGCUUCCAUCAAAGCAAUAGAUUUAAGCAACAACCAUAUUGGGGGCAGUAUCCCGUCCAAUUUGCCUGUUACCAUGCAAAACUUUUUUCUUUCAGCUAAUCAGUUCUCUGGUAGCAUACCGACUUCUCUUGCAUCUUUGACUAUACUGACAGACAUGUCUCUGAACAGUAAUCUUUUAAGUGGAGAAAUACCAGAUUCCUUUGAAGCCCUGACAGGAUUGAUCAAUCUAGAUUUAUCUAGUAACAAUUUGAGUGGGCAACUGCCUCAGUCUCUGGAAAAUUUGUCACAACUGACAACUCUACGUUUGCAGAACAAUCAGCUGUCUGGCACCCUUGAUGUCUUACAAGAUCUUCCAUUGAGAGAUUUGAAUGUUGAGAAUAACCUAUUCUCUGGGCCCAUACCUGAUAAGUUGUUGCAGAUCCCAAAUUUCAGAAAAGAUGGGAACUCAUUUAAUUCUACUGUUGCUCCACUACCUCCACCAACAUCUGCAGUAACACCACCACCAGCACCACCACUUUUGGGGACACCACCAGUCUCUGGGUCACCACCUUCUCAACACACACCUGGAAAACAGGCUGACGGGCCAUCUUCUUCAGAAGAAUCAAAAUCUGGAGGGAAAAAAUUUUUAACGACUAAAAGGGUUGUUUGGAUAUCAAUUGCAGGAGUGAUGUUGUUUAUAAUUUUGGCAUUAGCAUUUUUGCUUUUAAUGCCAAAGUGUAGCAGAAGAAGGGAGGAGAUUUUCAAGCGGCAUCAAGCACAAGUAGGUGUAUAUAGAGGCAAUAGAGAAGAGCCAAGGGAUAACCAGCCACUGGCACAACCCACCAAUCAAAUGGAGAAAGCUCCAAAGGAAGCAGUUGUGAAGCCGAAGGACGAUCAUCGAUUAGAGAUGGGAAGAAUGGGAGCAAUUGCAAAGUCACAGAAUGAACAAGAAAGAGAUGGCCGAAGGCUGGGAUCAAUACCAAAACAGGAUGAUUAUGAGAUAGACAUGAGGUUUAUGGCUCCUCCUCCUCCUCCUCCUCCUCCACCACCUCCCCCUCCACCUCCUCCUCCACCACCUGUUGUUGAGAAGGUCAUUGCAAAACCAAUUGUUCCUGCUGAAGUAACUACGACAAAAGCUUCCACAAAAACAGCGAAUCUUUCCACUAUUGCUAGAUCAUUUACCAUCGCAUCGCUUCAGCAAUGUACUAACAGUUUUUCUCCAGAAAACCUUAUUGGUUCUGGCAUGCUGGGGAGUGUUUAUAGGGCACAGCUUCCUGAUGGAAAGUUACUUGCGGUAAAGAAACUGGACAAGAGGGCCUCAAGUCAGCAGAAGGAUGACGAAUUUCUUGAAUUGGUAAACGACAUUGACCGAAUCCGACAUGCUAAUGUUGUCGAGCUCAAGGGUUACUGUGCAGAGCAUGGACAAAGGCUUCUGAUCUAUGAGUAUUGCAGUAAUGGGACACUGCAGGAUCUGCUACACUCAGAUGAUGAAGUAAAAAGAAAUAUUUCUUGGAACUCCCGCAUUAGGAUGGCACUUGGAGCUGCUAGAGCAUUAGAGUAUUUGCAUGAGAUUUGUCAGCCGCCUAUUGUACACCGAAAUUUCAAGUCACUCAACGUUCUGCUCGAUGAUGAUCUUUCUGUGCGUGUCUCUGAUUGUGGUUUGGCUCCUCUGAUUUCAUCGGGUGCUGUCAGUCAGUUGUCAGGACAGCUGCUAACAGCUUAUGGUUAUGGAGCUCCGGAAUUCGAGUCAGGAAUUUAUACUUGUCAGAGUGAUGUUUAUAGCUUUGGGGUAGUUAUGUUAGAACUCUUAACAGGCCGGAAAUCAUAUGACAGGACACGAAAUCGAGGGGAGCAAUUUCUUGUGAGAUGGGCAAUUCCCCAGCUUCAUGACAUUGAUGCAUUAUCUAGGAUGGUUGAUCCUUCUCUUAAUGGAGAAUACCCUGCUAAAUCAUUAUCACACUUUGCUGACAUUAUUUCUCGUUGUGUUCAGUCUGAACCAGAAUUCAGGCCCCCAAUGUCUGAAGUUGUCCAGGAUCUAGUAGAAAUGAUUCGGAGAGAGCGGCGCAGCAAUGAAUCAAUCGGAGACUGACCUAAAUUAGGAAACAAAACUUGUGGUUUCAGCUUGGGAAUCAUGGUGAAGUUGGAUAGAUUUUGAUCUGCCAGAUUAACAAUCCGGACCAGAAAAAAAAAAAGAAGAAAAAAUCACUGUAAAGAGGCUACAACAGAUGCCCAUACUGACACAUCCACAGUUCACAUCCUACGCAUUUGACCUUUACUCCUAAGCGGAGUUUACAAGGUAAAUUAGCUACAGAUCUGUGAACCCCAACAGUGAGAUUAUUGAGGUCAAUUAGUUUGUGAUGAUUCAGUUGUUGAUUAAACUAUGGUAUAGUGUCUUCAUUGGAUCAGAGAUGUACUGAUCCUAUUGUUUCAUACUAUCAUUUGUUACCAAUUCUUGAUGUUCAAA
Molecule: messenger RNA, 2866 nt
Organism: Pistacia vera
Lineage: Eukaryota; Viridiplantae; Streptophyta; Magnoliopsida; Sapindales; Anacardiaceae
Product: protein STRUBBELIG-RECEPTOR FAMILY 3-like
Exons: 17
Coding region: 119-2491 (790 amino acids)
Biological process (GO): protein phosphorylation
Molecular function (GO): ATP binding; protein kinase activity; protein binding
Source: RefSeq, a predicted model, not a curated record